Messenger RNA from Podarcis muralis (Common wall lizard), 9572 nucleotides. It is a transcript of the gene TRERF1, whose product is annotated as transcriptional regulating factor 1. Gene Ontology annotation, molecular function: transcription corepressor activity. Gene Ontology annotation, biological process: negative regulation of DNA-templated transcription; regulation of transcription by RNA polymerase II. Lineage: Eukaryota; Metazoa; Chordata; Lepidosauria; Squamata; Lacertidae. Gene Ontology annotation, cellular component: transcription regulator complex; histone deacetylase complex. The record is from RefSeq and is a predicted model, not a curated record.
GUACGAGGAGCCCACACCCUGCUGCGAAGCGGCACUGUCUUCCUGCGUCUCCCCGACAAGGGAGGGGGCGGGCACAAAACCAAACUCCCCAGGGCGCUUUCUUGCAGCGCGAUCCUGUGGACGUUUCCUCGCGAGUCCCCGUGUGAAUGGGGCUUGCUGCCAGGAUUAGUCUCCAGACAUCCAUAUAUAGGGCUUCGGGUGUGUUUGUUUUGCGGGGGGGAGGCCACAGUCUUAAAAGCCCCGAUAAAUACUGCAGGCUUCAUUUCCGAGGAAACACGCGUCGGAUCGGGCCGCGUGCCUCCUCCAGGAUGUGUUUCAAACGCACCCUCCUCCUCGGCUCCUUUGCAGAAAUGGAACCCGCCCUCCGCCCAACUCUGCUCGGAUUCAAGAAAGAUCCGAGUUACGAAGCAGGGAACGAGGAAACGGCGCGCCAUGCACGCAGGGUGUGUGUGUAUGUUUGCACACCCCGAGCCUGGAGCGUCACCGGGGAUCUCCUGGCCCCCGAGUGCAAUUGCUGCUCGCCACCCGGGAAGCUGGUCCGGGGCGCCGCCGACAGCUCGGACAGGCAGCAGCGCAUGGGGAGGUGGGUUUGUCCUCCGUACCUGCUGCAUGGGAACUGCAGCCCUUAGAAAAGGGAAACGAGUGGGGCAGUGCAAAAGAGAGAGAGAAAGAGAAAACACCCUUCCUACUGAAAACCCCAGGAAGACACGCCGCUAAAUUGCCGGAGUUUGCUCCCAGCCCGCAGGUCACUCCUUAAGACAGGAGACCCCGGCGAAGGGCUCGGCGCUCUGCUACUAACUGCCGCCACUGACACCUUACUUCCUGGUUUGCAAACUCAGGACCAGACCCAUCUCGGCGGAGUGAUUCGAUUUUCUCUCCUAGCCUCCUCCCCUUUUUGCUUCUGCUUUCUCUCCCCCCCCCUUCUUUUGCACGAAAAUAAUUUGACAGCGUUUUGCUGACACGGGGAUUUUGCACCAGAGAUUAAGAGAGAGGGGGGGCAGAGCCCCCACCCUAAAGUGGCAUGCAAGGAAUUUCAUGCACAAGGUGUCCAGAGUACGCCGAGUAUAUUAUCUUCUUAGAAUGAAGUCUGAUGCUUUUUCGGCCCGUUUAAUGAAGGAAUGAAACAUUCUCUGCCUGAAAGGGGAAACAGCCAUUCAGAAAGAAUUUAGUUCCAUAGUGCAAAUGGAAGAGCCAAAAAAAUAAAUAACUUCACGGACGAUUUCUCAGGGAUUACAGAUCUUGGUGUGUGGUUUCUUAAAAAAAAAUAAAAUUAAAAAAUUAAAUGGUUUUUGUUGAGAGAAAAUGGGAGAUCAGCAAAUGUACAAAACGAGCCAUGUUGUCAACAACAGUGAAAGCUUGUAUUACCAGCAGCAGCAGCAACAACAACAACACCUAAAUUCCCUUGCACCGUUAAACCACAGCUAUGGAACAUCAGCCAUGGAUGCAACUCAGGAAUCUCCGCUCUCCCCAUCGUUCCCUCAAGACACUAGGGAAAACAUAGCUUUGAAUGCUGGGUCCAAAACCCUUGGGUUGAUGGAUUCUCCUAGGCAAUCCAGUUGGGCCCAUUUGGGUUCCGGGAACCACGCCCCAGUGAGGAACAACCAAAACGUCAUGUGGGGCUCAGCGGGGCAAGGCGAAGUAACUGACGGAUACGAGCACCUGUGUUCCCAAGCCAAUGAGGUCAGGCCGCAGAAAAUGACCAGUGGUGUUUUGCAUAAGCUGGACUCCUUCGCCCAAGUGUUUGCAAACCAGAACUUAAGGAUCCAAGUCAACAACGUAUCUCAGGUCAUCCAGCCUUCGGCGAUGGGCGGCACUGGCGACAGCGCCCUUCGGCAGCUGCUGUCUCAGAAGCCUGCGGUGGAGCAGCAGCCCGCCGUGCAGAGAUACCAACAGGUGCCGCAGCAAGUCCACCAGGGUUUUGUCGGCGCGCCGCAGAAGCAGCACAUGCACAUGAUGGCGCACCAACAACCCCUCUAUUACGACGAACAGCAGCAUUUAGCCCAUCUGCAGAUGCACCCUGCCAUGCAUCAAGGGCAGGCCCACUUCCAGCAAAUGCGCUCUCAACACCUGCAGCAGCAGCAGCAGCUACAGCAAGAUCAAUACUAUCUGCAGCAGCAGCAGCAGCAGCAACAAUCCCACCAAGGACAACAUAGGCUUUUAAUACACGAGUUGCAACAGCAGCAGCAGCAGCAGCAGCAGCAGCAGAGGCAAUGCCCAGUGCAAACAGCUCAGUAUUAUUCAAUACAGCCUAUGAUGCAACAGUUGCAGCAGCAGCAGCAGCAGAUGCAAAUGCAACUUCCUGCCUUUCACAGAGAUCCUGACCAGAAGCCUCUGCACGAGACUCAUCAGUACUCUCAGGAUCGGGGUCAUUCUGUGCAGCUCAUUCAGCUGGGAGCAGUGCCUCAGUACUUCUAUCAAGAUCAGCAGCAGUCCUUCAGGCAUUUGUAUUCACAAAGCUUAUUGCAGCAGCAGCAACAGCAGCCGCCACCAGGAGAUGCCAGUCAGCCAAACCAUUACCAGAGCAACAACAAGGCUCAGGCACUGAUGGAUUCGCACCUUGGAUUCCCCUUGGCAGAAGGGACGGAGGGCCCAGUUCAGCAGGACAUGAAUUCUGCCGCUGGUGGCAUUCCUCAGCAACCUCUGAUACCCCCAGAAGGUAUCCACGUGGAUAGCAAAGGGCCACGGCCAUUGUCCCCUGGUCCAAUGUGGCCUCAGCAGCAGGUCCAUCUGCCUGAUGGAAGACUCCCGUCAGUUUCCCCCGAGCAAAGCAGCAUUCAUGAUAAAGAAACUCAUAGUGAGAGAUCUGAAACAAAGAGCAAACUCACAUGCACUGUAUGCUUGAAGGAAUUUAAGAGUUUGCCAGCCCUAAAUGGCCACAUGAGGUCUCAUGGAGGGAUACGGGCAUCUCCUGCCUUCAGACAGUGUUCUAGUUGGGAGCAGUCCACGGUUGAGGCUGAAUGCCUUUGGUUGUCUGCACAGGACGAAGGGGAGAGCCUGCCGCAGCCCCAGCACCAACACCAGCGGGAGCAGCUGCCCUCCGAGGCGGAGAGCUUCGUCCCCAUCGUCAUGCCUGUGUCGGUGCCCGUUAAGCUGCCGUCACCCGAUCCCAGCAAGCAGGCCGCUGACAGCAGCGCCGUGCUUAAAGAUAAGCCUGUCUCAGAUGAUGAGAUGCCCGUUCUUGUGAGGAUGACUUCCUCUCCGCCAUGCUCCCCUAACGUGGCCAGCCCCUGCUUGUCCUCUGACCUCAACAGAAAACAGCACCAAAGCACGGCCAACUCUGAAGAAAGCUUCAAACCGUUUCAAGACAAGAAAAAAUACCGCCACAGACCGGAGCCUCUGUUCAUACCGCCACCUUCUUACAACCUCGCUGCAUCCCACCUGGGCGCGACGCUGUACCAAAGCCAGCUUCGCUCUCCCCGCAUCCUGGGAGACCACCUGCUGGACAGCAUUCACGACCCCCCUCCUUACACCCCACCUCCGAUGCUCAGCCCGGUACGUCAUGGAUCUGGCCUCUUCAGCAGCGUUAUCACGUCCGCUCAUGGUGCGUCUCACCCCCAGCUGCCGCUCACACCUUUGACACCCACUCCCCGGAUGCUUCUCUGUCGAUCUAAUAGUGUUGAUGGAGUCAGUGUCCCGAUCACCCCAGGACCUGGAGAACAGACCAUUGACGUAGAACCGCAUAUCAAUAUUGGAUCGAGAUUCCAAGCCGAUAUUCCUGAACUUGAAGACAGAGCGUUGGUGGGGGAAGAGGACCACAUGGCAACUUUAGUUUGGAAACCAGGGCCAGAACUGGAAGAUGAAGAUAUCCAGCAAAGAGUGACCAGCCUUUUAAAUCUGUGUUGUUCAAGUGUAUUGACUGGUGGGGGAACCAACCUUGAAUAUGGCUUGCAUUCUCUCUUUGAGGCUAAAGGAGACGUUAUGGUCGCUCUGGAGAUGCUGCUUCUGCUGAAGCCAGAAAGAGCAAAAUCGCAUCCUCUGGCAAGUUAUCACUAUGCUGGUUCAGACCAGUGGACACCCGUUGAAAGAAAGCUGUUCAGCAAAGCAUUAUACACAUACGGCAAAGAUUUUAUUUUGGUACAGAAAAUGGUGAAGUCGAAGACGGUGGCCCAGUGUGUGGAAUACUAUUAUACCUGGAAGAAAAUCAUGCAUUUAGGACGAAAGCACAGAACACGCUUAGCAGAAGUGAAAAAUGAAUGCCUGACUAGCGGCGAAGAUGAUGAAUUAGAGGAAGAGGAGCAGGCAGAGGAGGACAAGAAGUCCGUCAAAGAAGAAGCCGAAAUUCAGAAUUCUCCUGAGCCGCCUUCAAUUAUUGCUGCUGAACCUAUUAACCUGCCUUCCUUGCAAAGCCCCACACUUCCAGCGACCUCAUUUACAUGUGAAAUGCCAGACUGCGGAGCGAUGUUCAACUCCAGACCAGCUCUGAAUGGCCACGUUCGCAUUCAUGGCGGUACAAACCCUGUGACGAAAACCCGCGGUGGGAGCCACGGUGCGAAGCAGAAAUCCAGCUCCCAGAAUGAUUACCCUGCCAAAAACUCCCCAGCUCACAGCACGACAAGUGGCGAGACAGACCCAACUACACUUUUCCCUUGCAAAGAAUGUGGCAAGAUGUUUUUCAAAAUCAAAAGCCGGAAUGCUCACAUGAAAACACACCGGCAGCAGGAAGAGCAGCAGCGGCAGAAAGCCCAGAAGGCGGCUGUUGCAGCUGAAAUGGCAGCUACGAUUGCAAGGACCACGGGGCCCUCUGGGCAUAGCUUGAUACCCUUGGAUCAUUUGGACUUGAUCAAGCAGGUUGAGGAAGCCGAUGACCUCAGCAGCGAUGUUGUUCAGGAAUUGGGAGAGGUCAUGGACGGUACUGAAGUGAUAGACCCUGACCUCUUACUGGAUGAAGACGACACAGAUUUGCUUCAGGAUGAUGUGGAGCUGUAGAGAGAAAAAAAGCCAUUCUGUAAAAUUAUGGAUGCCUGUUGGAAUUGUUUUCCUUCGGCUGGGAGGGUUAAGUGUUUACUUCCCUUUUAUUUUCAACUAUCUGAAUAGUUUGAAUGUUUUGUUUUUGUUUUGUUUGUAACUCGGGGGUGGAGGAGGGUGGGAUAAAUCUGGUUAUUGCUGUUGGUCCUUUUACUUUUUGCAACUGUGAUUGCAAAAAGAUUCAUUUUUCCCCUCAUUCGAAAGGUAUUUUUUGUCAAAUACCUUGCAAGCUAGUUGGUUCUGAGAAGUCUUAUUUCCUUACUGUUUCCUUUCAGGCAUUUACGUGACAAGUCCCCAAAUUUAUUUGCAACACCUCAGGGUUUUUGUUUUCCCUCCCACCACACCCCCUAUACGAGUAGAUUUUGGUUUCUUUUUCUUUUCAAGACGUGUUUCAUUUUGUGCCUUCAGCUCUGGCCUCAAAACAUCUGCCACAACAAAGAAUGCUGUCUCUGCAAUAAACAGAAGCUGAGACUUGGAUUGUUGGCAUCUGAAAGUUUUGCUCUAACAUGUCACCGGGCUUGUUAGAGGGCCUCUCUGCUGAUAGGACAAGUAGCUGUGGCAAGUUCUUUCCCAUUACACGGAAUGCUCUGUGGUGGAUGGAGGCUUCCAAGAUGUCUUCAGGUUUUCUUCUUAACAAGAAGACUGGCUUUGUAGAAAUGGAUGGGCUUGGCGGCCUAUUCCGCUUUACUUUGACCCAGAAGAAAUUUGAGCGGCCCUGAAACAAGCGAGAACAGCUAGAUUAGCCCUCUGUGAAUCUGCAUUCACUUCCUUCUUUCCCUCUUAUGAGGCAAUCUGUUUCUUUGAGAAGGGCUCUACUUGCGUUGUGCACUUCAGAGCUCCCAGUUAAACAGGAUUGAGGGAGGGAUACAGUGAAAUCAGAAGUCCACAGGCUUCACCAUGGGAGAUGCUGCUGAGGCACAUCUCAAAAGUCUUUUGACUGGAGACUACUGGCUUGGAUACUUGGACUUGGAUGUGCAUUCGUGAUAGGAAUGCACUGAAAUACCUCCAUUUGCAAAAGUUUUAUCACUUUUUUGUUUUAAAAAGGUUAUCCUUGAGAGUAUGCAGGGAUUUAUUAUUGUUAAUUAUUAUUAUUAUUAUUUGCUGCCUAGAGGCAGUGGUACUUAUCAAGACCUUUCCUCACAGAAAGAAGAGGGGGGAGAUUUCCACUUUGAGGUAAAGCACGUUAAGAUAUUCAUCAUGGCCAGAGGCCGUUUAUGUAUGUAUGUAUGUAAGAAAUAAAUAAAAAUUACAUAGCUUGGCUGAUAACGUUAGCAUAAAUAUACACAGUGGGGUUUUAUGCCUGCCAGCACUCUCUUAUGGAGCCAUAGGUUUGCUCUGGGAAGCGAUAAAGCCCAGCAAACAUUCAGCAGUUUGGGUCAGGGGGUGGCGGGUAUGGAAACGCAAUAAAUAAACACACACACACACACACACCUCUUCUAUAUGAAAUUUUUAUCAGGCCACAGCUUCCUCAUUCCUUUUCAGGGAAGUCAGCAUGUUCAACUUUGGAAUGACUUGGCUAGGGAGCUUGCACCUUUUUCCUUCCCAGAGCUAGGAGUGGGAUCAUUCCCCAGGCCACGGUCUUCUUGUGCAUCACCUCUAUUGCUUAUAAAAGUUGCAAAGUAUGAUGGGAAAAUAGACAGUUACUAUAUCUUACAUUUGCACCUCAGAGUCAGACCAGAGCCCUAGAAAAAGUUAAUAGUCAGAAACGUCUUUAUUUUUCUCAUUCAAAGCCAAACCGUUCAUAGCCAUGCUCCCACUUGGUUCAAAAGCUGCGCCAGGCAUGGGUGAGACUGGUGAGACGUGGCUCUUGGAUGCCCCCGAAUCAAAUGAAGAUUGACCCUCUUAAGCCAGGGCCGCUUUAGACAACUGAAAUUGUCUCCACUUGGCACAUUCCCCAGGCAUUUCAGGAAAAAAGUAGCACCUGUCCCAGGGUGUUCCCAGUUUACACCCAAUAGUUCUCAGUGGUGAUUCAGGGUUGAAAAGAAAUGUGUUGCUUUGUUCACUUAAAUUGCUGCCAGAAAACCGUGGUCAGAUACUAGUUUUCCACGCAGUUGCCUCUCCAGUUGGAAUCGCAUCCUCUGUGUGGCCGUGUCCCUGAGGAUCUGCACGGAGACAAUCUCCGAGAAGAUGAACUGGCUUUCAGUAUGAGCGGACCGAUUUAAUAAUCAUUGAAAGCAUUUUGAUAAAUGCAGAGGAACUAUUUGGGUGUUCCUUGCAAGCUACUCCUCUCUUUUCCCCAAGCUUUCUCCCUGAGAAUCUGUUCUCAUCAGGGAAUAGCUAGUGUCACCCAGGUUGUCUUUGGAGAGUUGGAUAUGAUUCUUCAGUGUGUCUGCCCAUCUCAGUCAAGGGGUGUGAUUUGCCUUCACCUGUUGCUGUCGCCCGACAUAGCUGAUGAAGAGAACUGGCAACUUGCACGCUGUGUGAGAUGUUUCUCAUAGGUCCAGCUGAUCACAGACAGCCUUGCAUGGUUGACCCUUUUCCAGGGGUUAGCUAAUGUAGGGAGUUAGGUGACACCUAUAAGCAUGCCUGCUCUCAUAUGAAAUGUUUGCUGGCAAGUGACAUUUUUAGUGUUCUUAGCGAGAUGCUGGUACCUGCAUGUCUGAGCAAAAUAUUUUCUCUCUCUCGGUAUUAUUUUCAAAAGGAAUGUAAUGUCCCUCCCAGUUUUCAUUGACUGGCAUCUACUGGGACAGACCCUUAAGAAUUCUCAAAAGUCAGGGAUUGUGUAUUUUCCAUCUGUUAUCUAAUCGGAUUCUGUUAACAGCUUGGCAGGGGACUGGCAUAAUGGUGGUGUUGUGUAGGUCAGUAUCUGAUCAGCUUACUGGUUAUUUGUUUUAGCCAUUGGCCAUAACAGUUACAUGUGGUUGCAGUAAAAAAAAACGCAUCAAAAACAAAAAAUAGAGGAGCAUCAUAAAACAAAACAUAUCCAGCCUAUAGGCAACUAAUUACACAAGCAUCCAGAUUUUUUUGUCAAAAGUUUUGUAGCAGCCAAGGCAAACAUAGCCACAGUUCCAGAGAUCUCUAUCCUGUUUGCAAUGGAAAAAAUAUUAUUUCUGCUGAUUUUACCAGUUGACAUACUCCUUCAGUAGGCAAAGGAAUCAUUGUGCCUUUAGGAUAAAACAAGAACAAACUAAAUAGGUACCACAGACUGUCUUCCGUUGCUUCCUCAUCACAAAUGCAAUAAUGCUGUGGUAUUGCCUGGCUAACACAGCAGAGGGCAUCAGCUGAAAUCUUACCAAUGUGUAUUCUUUCCUGUAGUGCAAAUCUAGACCAAUCAGUUUAACUAAUUCUUUUGCCAUUUGCCAUUAAAGUACGGUUACAUGGACAAAGAUUUCUUGCAUUUCCAGUUUAACAGGGUAACACAGAAUCUAAAUGUAAUACGCAGGAAAGACCAGCUGAGCUAUUCUUUGAAACCAAUUGGACAGUCCUAGGCAAUCAGGUUGCAAGUGUUUGGAAGCCUAUUGUGACAUAUGCAUGAUCUGUAACCAAUAAAUAAAGAGAGGAGGCUAAUGCGUAUAUAACAAUAGCUCCUUCCAAACAGAUUCAUUGAGUUUAUAUUUGACUAUAUGAUGCAGCAUUACACCAACAAGCCCAUGUAACAAAUGUCUGUUCUAGGUCAGGACUUGUUAAAACAUGGAAGGUUUGGGGUGAUACAUAUUCUUGUCAGCAAGCAAUGAUUUCUCCAAUGUGAAAUUGCAGUGUAUAGGCCUUUCCUUCAGAUUUAUAACCACAAAGUUGUCCUUUAGCAGUAGUCUUACAUCUCACUGGAAGGUGUUACAGGGGAAAUUGCCAUCUUGUAAAAGUAUUGUGGAGCAAAUGAUGUGUCUUAAAAUAACCAAAGAGAAUCUCAGAAUAAUUCUUGGAAGAAAUAUUGAUCCUCGUUUAACAUACAUAGGUUCUGUAUUUCUAAGACAAUUGCAGUGAUAAAUAACAUCUAAAUAUGGUCAACAUUUUGCUGGAAAAUCUGAUCUUUUAUUUCCCUUUUUGUUAAUGUUUCAUGUUUAUUGUGGUAUAAUUCCAGUAGAGAAUUAGAGAAAAAUUGUACAUAACAAAAGAAAAAAUCUAUUUUAUGGGGGAGGAAAUCUUAUUUUCAGACAUAUUUAACUGCUGUUAUAUUGUUACAGAAAAGCUGUAAAUAAUUUCAGAGUUACAGUGUAGUGUAAAGAAUGUUCUUUGGGGAUAAAAUAAUAAACAUUUUAAUGUAGUUCUUUUUAUUUUUGUAAAAAAACCUUUGCCUGUUACGGCUUAAUUGCACCUGAACUGCAUGUGGUUUAACUUCAGGGUGUAAUUUUAUUCAGGUUUGCACUAAAAUGUUUAAUUUCAUACGAUGAUGUGCCAUGGUGUUUUUUCUUUCUUUUCCCCCUUUCCCUUUUGUUUCUUUGGAAGGGGCAUGAAUCCCAGUUAGUUCAUGAGAGCACUAUGUACUAUAUAGAAAUAUUUCAUCUUUUUCUUAAAUCGACAGAAUAUUGUAUUUGUAAAAUCAAAGGGAUCCAACGUAACGCUGCCACAGAACAGUAUUUUAUACUUUUGAUAAGAUGUACUUUGCUGAUUUUUUUCCCUUGUUCACGUGACAAAAGAAUUCUUUUAAAUAAAUUAAUCUUCAUUUGAAA